Messenger RNA from Vitrella brassicaformis, 1470 nucleotides. The record is from the annotation of a GenBank genome assembly. NCBI's taxonomy places the organism in Eukaryota, Vitrellaceae.
AAAAAACAUUGCAAAUUCACCGCCUCAAAGGAAAGCCGAUUUCUCACGGGUCCCAAACUGAAUAUUGCCGACUAAAAGCAGGAACAUUACCUGUCACAUGAAGUGCCUACGAAAAAUGCAGACUCGCUACAUCGAGAAUGCAGUGACAGUCGCCCGAACCUGUUUGAGCGCUACAAUGUGAAUAGUCAAUUUUCAACCGCAGAUCAUCAUUGCAGCUGUGACAUACAAGGCGAUUCCGAAGGGAAGAGCAUAACGCGACAACCAACCUGUUUUCUUUCGUUCGCCUUUUCCGCUCUAUCAGCCACCCGCUCUAAAACCACAAGAUUCAACCUUGAAUCCGGCAUUUGCCGGAAGGGGUCGAGACAGUGAUGUUCGUCCCGGUACGGGCAAUGGAAAGAGCAAGAUAAUCACACGCAUCCAUGGCAUGUGUUGGAGCGAUGGCGGCCUUGUCGGGGCGGAAGUGGGCCUCAUUGGCGAGAAAUGUGUGCAUGCUGGUCUCCCAUCGGGACGUGUUGAAGCUCCUGAAGGCGUCAGUCCAUCUGAGAAUGAAACCUGAGGUAGAUAGACAGCACAGCAAGUCACACAAACAGUUGCUCUAUUCUUCGCCUACCCUCGGAAAGUGGAUCAUAGUCAUACACUUUCACGUAGUCGUAAUACACGGUGAGCGGCAGCCUGGUGUGUUUUGCAUCGAAUAUUCCGGCCCAGUGCUCGGCCCACGGCAGCAGCGGAUUGAGUGGCCAUACGGACAUCCGAAGAUUCAUCGCCUCGUUGAGCUGCGCCACUUGAGGACUGCAAAGCGCCCCUGUCACGCCCUGAGCUUCGCAAGAGACUUCGUGACGGAUGCGCUGCCCGUCAAAAAACCAAGCGACAUGGUCCGGUGUCCAUUCGAUGGCGAAGUGAUGGAACCCUGUCUUUACUGCUUUCGUCUGCGUUUCCACGUCUCUUGAGCGACCAGGCGCGGGGAAGAACAUCUCGGAACUGCUGCGGUCUUCCAUGGUGCCGGUUAUAAUGUUGGUCUGGAUCGGCUCCUCGCUGUGGUUCCCCAUGCCGUGAACCUCAAAGUCGAUCUCCUUCCACGACGCCCCGCGAAUUUUAUCGCUCUCGUUCUUGUAAAGGAAGAAGGUAACCACGGUGCCAUUGGCGCGGGUGUUUGGGAACAAGCGUGUCUCAAAUCGCCCAUAUCUGAAGGGCUCAACACUGGCUACUUCUGCAGCAUCGAAAUUACGCCCGCAGUGCCCAUAACAAGAUCCUCCGAGGCCGGGGCAAAGGCAGCGAACGUCAUCGGUCUGAAGCCGCGCUGCGUCGAUGAAGGGAUCGCAAUCGCUGCUUCGGCGCUCACGGGGUCCGUCUACGGGGACAACCGCGCUUUGCUGGGCAACGUUUUUCAGCGCAAACAGCGCCCACACACUCGCUUGGAGUUCCAGUCGUUUCAUUCACCCGACAAAUAAAUAUGAUAACACAACGGUUAGG